GUUAUUUGUGUGAUUUUCGUCUGAUCUGUUCAGUUACCGGCUGCCGGAAUCCGAUCUCCGCAGUCGGUAUCCCAUCUCUGCCUAUCCUGACGCCUCCCUUCUGUAUCCAACCUGGUUACCAUCUCUGGCCGAAGUCUUCCCUCGAAUCGUCUCGGCUCAAGGGCCACCCAGUCCUGGCCCGAUGGCUUCUCAGGAAGAUUCGACACAACUAGCAACUCAGAACACAGUUGACCCAAGACGACUCGGCCAACAGAACUCGGGGUUUUCCGACAAAGACAUAGCAGACAUCGUAUGCAUGUUAUACCCGCGAACCGAGAAUGCCAGGCGAGAAGUCGAAGGCCUCGCCGACAUACUAAGCCCACAUAUCGCCGGCAGGUACGCAGCUGAUGCCGUCAGGACCGACCCCCGGCGCGAAGACGGUCCCGGCGAGUUUGGGAGGGCCCGCGCCGUAGGAGACCAUGCCAUUGUCUUGAGGCUGUCGGCGAACGCGAGGUCUCCGAACCUGGGCUUCACCUUCGGCCGUAACUCAUCCCGAUGUGAUAUAUGCUUCCAUAACGACCCUCUGCGGCGGCUGAGCAACAUCCAUUUUCGCAUCUACAUCAACAAUCAUGGGGUCGUCAUGUUGGAAGACACUUCAACGAAUGGCACGAUUGUGGAUGAUGUAAUGCUCAAGAAGAAGAGAGACGGACGAGACGGACAGCUGAGCCAAACAAAAAGAACACUAGAGAGCGGCACAAACGUCAAGAUUCUCAUGCACGAGAAUGCGCAAGACAUGGAAUUCAUCGUGCGAAUGCCGCAUCGGGAAGGAUCUCUUGAGCUCGAAUACCAGAAGAAUCUCAGGGAAUACUUCCGGAAGCAAGGCAAAGAGCUUGACCUGGACCGUACUAUAGGUCCCGGACCAAGCGGCCCUGUGAACCUCUUUCCGCCCCCAUUCAAAAAUGAUCGGGACGGCCCCGAGACUGAGCCACUUGAUCCGCCAGCCGCCUAUCGACAUCCUCGGGAAUUUCGUGGUGGCGAACGGUACAACCGCGUCGGUCAGAUCGGCAAAGGCGCAUUUGCGGUCGUGUACAAGGUGACAGAUAGGUACACUGGUAUGCCAUAUGCUGCCAAAGAGCUCGACAAGCGCAAGUUCAUGAAAAACGGUGUCCUCGACCAGAAAGUGGAAAACGAGAUGAAAAUAAUGCAACGAGUUUCUCAUGAAAACAUUGUGCAAUACAUCGAGCACUUUGAUUGGGACAUGCAUCAAUUCAUCAUCAUCAUGGAGUACGUCCCAGGAGGUGAUUUGGGGAAGCUCGUCGCGACCAAGGGAAUGCUUAGAGAAACGUACGUGAAGAUUAUGGCUCGGCAAUUGAUCGAUGCCCUGGGAUAUCUGCAUGACAACAGCAUCACACACCGAGAUGUGAAGCCGGACAACAUCUUGAUUUCGUCUCUGGAUCCGUUCGUUGUCAAACUAACAGAUUUUGGCCUCUCUAAAAUGAUCGACACGGAGCAAACAUUCCUCAAAACUUUCUGUGGCACAUUACUAUACUGUGCCCCUGAAGUUUACUCCGAAUAUGGCACAUACGACGAGAAGGGUCGCAGGCUUCGUCAACAGAGUCGCCGGCCCCCUACUCGAGAACGAUAUGAUCAUGCCGUUGACGUUUGGUCCCUCGGCGGCGUGCUCUUCUAUGCUUUGACUGGUCACCCACCUUUUCCUGUGAGGAACGGUACAAGCUAUACAGAGCUUCUCCAUCACAUCAUGACCCAGCCGCUUGUCGUAGCCCCCCUGAUGGACGAAAACGUUUCUACGGAUGGUAUUGACUUUCUCAGACGGAUGAUUGACAACCGGCCUGAGACACGAGCGACAAUCGCCGAACUGCAGAGCCACCCUUGGCUGGAAAGCCCUGAUGUGGAAUCUGCCGAUGAAAUAUCCGAUGACGGAUUGGAGCAGGGAGCAUCUCAGCUUAGUCUAAAUGACAGAGCGCAACGACGACAGCAUGAGUCCAUUGGUGACAUUGGUUCCAGCGCUCUUCUAGACCCGGAACCUGAUUCGUCCAUGGAGUUGGAGGAAGACAAGGAGAAUUAUACCUUUGGCCAGCCUCCACCAGAUCGGUUUUGGGGCGAGGUCAACAACUCGGCUAUUGGAAGCUCUGGUGCUAUCCAUGAAUCCCGGAUGAAUGUACCAUUACCCGGAGAAAGUGGAGAAAGCCUUGGAGAAACUGAUAUCCAAGAACACGAAAUCCACGACAGCUUCGAUUCUGAUGACCUGUCAACUCCUCGACAAAAGCGAAGAUCGCAGAACACAUAUCGGCUGGCUAUAUCAACCGACUCCACAAUCGACGAGAGUGCAUACCAUGCCAAUCAAGCUAUUGGCUCUCAGAGCUUAGGUGGCGAUUCUGCAAUUUUGGAAAACCUUAACAUGAAAUCUUUAGCGCGCACCACAUCCGGCUUGCGUUCUGAGAUGGGUGAUUUAAACACGAGCAAGCGCAAGCCUACCUAUGAUACAAGCGACGAACUCGAGAGUGUCUCAGCGAACAUGAAGCCGUCCUUCAAAAGACUCAAGUCCAAUGGAGAUGAUUUGUCAGAUGACGAAGACGACGACGAAUACACUCUCCUUGCCAAAAUUCCGCCGGCGGCCAAAAGUGACUCUGGCCGCCUCAUUGACUAUCCUGUGGACAAACGAACAUUCUGGGAUGCCGCAGACAAGCAGACGUGGCAUUUGAACUAUCCCGAAAUGACACAUUCACAGCACAAUGCAUUCAAGGCCGCCGCUGAGGAACGUAACGAAGACUUUGGCGCAGGGAACACGCCGUUAUGGGAGGUUGCUAUGCGUUGGUUUCCACCGACCAACAGCAGGACAGAGGCAGAUGCUUCUUUGCAAGAGACUCGGCCUCUCCUGCGUCGGGAUGACCGGCCCUUGGGCGAAAUCACUGAAUGGGACAUGCCCCCGACAGCUCCACCACCACAAUCGGAAGAUGAUGGCCAGGACUCACUGCCUGAUACUCUGCCUCCCGAGACGCAAUGGCCCCCGCCAUUGAUGGUCCAAUCAACCUCGAAGACAGUCGUUGCUCGGUUCACCUCCCCACCAGGGUCUUUGGUCAGGAGCAUUUCGAUUCCUAUUACGGAUCCCGUCGUGUCAUGGGGUAGAUCAGCCGAUAAUACUAUCAAAUAUCCACAGGCAAUGGAGAGCAAGGUCCCAAAGCACGCCUUCAAGAUGGCUUUGUGGAGAGAGGGAUACACCGGAUCCUCAAGCGACUUUAGACCAUGGGACCGUAAGCGAUCAACUAGUACUACGCGCACCUCUCCUGAACCCGAGUCGUAUGCAUUCUUCAUUUCGACCAAGGCUACAAACGGGUUGCGCAUCAAUAACGUGCCCCUGUAUUCGCACGAUCCUAAGAACGCCAAGUCUCCCUCUAAAGAAUGGGUACAGCUUUACCACGGUGAUACCGUCGUUUUCUGGGGUCUGGAUAAUGUCAAUAACCAGGCUAAGCUUACCUUUGAGUGUUUUUGGGGCGCGUCUUCGGUAUUGAGGCCUAUGGAUGAGCAUCCUGUUUGUGUCUCUGAGCUCAUGGCAAGAAAGCUUGACAAUACUUGGACCAAGGGCGAGAGGACACUCAUGUAUGACAGAACCAAAGAGGAGGCGAACCGCGAUUGGCAGCAUCGCAUGCAACACAUGGCGCGUGAGCAGGAGCGUAGCAAGAAGUUUGAAGUCAAAUGUGCCGAAGCAGCUAGGAUCCUAGCUCUGCGCAAUAGCAGACAAGCUUCACCAAUGUCUGCCCCGCCCGUCAUGGGUAGGCUCGUGCCGAAGUUUCGACAAGACAGCCCGGCGGCGUACACCACACAGCGCUGACGAGACAACCUCGACCUGGCGUUUGUAUUGCCGUUCUUUUAUCUUUUUAUUGUCCAUUCACUGUUACUGGCUCGACGAUAUCGUGAGAGCAUCAAAGAAUCUGGAUUCAUUGGUGAGAGUGGCGCAUAUCAAUUACUACGAAAAUCGGUUUGGU
Molecule: messenger RNA, 3983 nt
Organism: Truncatella angustata
Lineage: Eukaryota; Fungi; Ascomycota; Sordariomycetes; Amphisphaeriales; Sporocadaceae
Exons: 4
Coding region: 182-3829 (1215 amino acids)
Biological process (GO): peptidyl-serine phosphorylation; autophagy
Cellular component (GO): cytoplasm
Molecular function (GO): protein binding; ATP binding; protein serine/threonine kinase activity
Source: RefSeq, a predicted model, not a curated record